Molecule: messenger RNA, 524 nt
Organism: Drosophila serrata
Lineage: Eukaryota; Metazoa; Arthropoda; Insecta; Diptera; Drosophilidae
Source: RefSeq, a predicted model, not a curated record
GAGCGUGAUAAGAACGUUUUAGUCAGAUGCCGCCCCCAGCUAUAUUCAUCUCGGUCUUUCUAUUGUCGCUUCAGUUGACUCAUGUGUCGUCGCGGACCGACAGUCCGGAGUUACGCAAACUGAUAAGGCAGCAGGAUGAAAGUACUACAGAAGCCCCGGUCCUUCAGUUCGAUGAUGAGAUCAAGGUCUGGGCCCAAGGUCUGGAGCAGCUGGGCCUGGACAUGGCCCAGUUUGUGGAGCAGUGUCGUCUGCCGGGUAGUGACUGCCAGCAGCGGAGUGUCCUGCGGCAGCUGAAAGUCCUGCGGCACGGCUAUACUGAGCUAAAAGCCCGACUCGAGGCUCUGGAGAUUAAGUUCGUGGGAAGCGUCAGUGACCAGGAGGCAAUGGAUGGCACUCUGCGAAAGGUCAAGGUUAUAUUGAGGGAAUACGAUGAGACCUUCCAAAUGCUGAAAUCAAAAACCUACAGAUUGGUGGGACAGUAGGUAGAACAAAUAAAUCCAGAAUUAAAUUAAAUCAGUUUUUAA